Parastagonospora nodorum SN15 is the source of this 2391-nucleotide messenger RNA. RefSeq lists its product as hypothetical. The transcript has 3 exons. Lineage: Eukaryota; Fungi; Ascomycota; Dothideomycetes; Pleosporales; Phaeosphaeriaceae. The record is from RefSeq and is a predicted model, not a curated record. Gene Ontology annotation, cellular component: RZZ complex. Gene Ontology annotation, biological process: mitotic spindle assembly checkpoint signaling; endoplasmic reticulum to Golgi vesicle-mediated transport. Bases 1 to 2391 code for a protein of 796 amino acids.
AUGUCUACGCAAGUAUCCGCCGAAAAACUCGGCGAUGCCAUACUGCAAUCGGUCGAGCACGGAGCGUUCCCGCAGGACGAACAUGUGGCAUCUGCAUCCGUGCCGUCGAGCGCCCUGCCAAAGCUACUAGAGCUCGUUGGCAAGGCAAAAGAGGACAUCCAAGGCAAAGCUGACACGUGCCAUAGAACGAAAUACGCGCCAUCUCUCGCGAAGUCCGCUUCCGAUGUCGACGGCUGGAUCGCCCAAGCGCGCAAACUGCAGGAUGAUAUCAAACACUCCCAGGAUACCGCCAAAGAGAUAGUGCAGGAGGCAGAGAAGGGAAAGGCCUAUACUGCACAAGUACAAGACGCGGCCAGCAAGGUCAGCCUGCUACACACCGAGAUCGCGUACAACGAGAGCCUGGCGCGAGUGGUUGAACAGUUGCGGGACAUCUCAACCGUCUUAGACUCGGCGCAAGGAGCCGUUGCACAUGGACACCUCAUACACGCGUUGGAUACAUUGGAAGAUGCUGAUGGUGCCUUCAAAAGACUUGGAUCGUUUGAAUCAACGCGCGCGGCAGGCGUCUUGCGGACGAAGGAGGAUCAGCUGAAGAAGGCAAUCAUCGAAAAUGUGACAGAAUCGUGGAAUGGACUGAUCAAUGUGGACAACACAAAUCACAAGAUCUCGUUAAAGGACACCCUCGAGGGAGAGGCUACAGUCGACAUAAGUACCGUUGUGGAGGCGUUGAGCAAAUUGGACCUUCUGGACAGUUUUCUUUCUCGCUUCAGCCGCGAUCUCGAUCGCAUCAUCAUCUCACCGCGGCUUGCUCCUGGCACAAACAAGCUUCUGGUAUCAUUCGCCAUCGACGGCAAUGAAAUUCGACGCACGAGCCAAAUCAAUGGGACACGCAUCAAAGCCACCCUCGAGGACAUACAGGUCUUUGCUGAGUACCUGAGUACCCAUCUGCCGUCCAGUGUCGCCAUCUGGCUAGCCAAACAGAAAGAAGCUGCGAUUGCGAGAGUGCAAACCCUCUUCCCGAAACGUGUUCAAGAUAAGAAGGCCGUGGAAAGGGUCGAGACCCAGGUCGUGUCCAAGGGUGACGCACUGCAUGCUGGCAAUGACGAGCAGGAAGACGACUGGGGUGCCGAUUGGGACGAGGAGGAGCCUACCGGAGAGAAGGAAGACGUCACAGCAGAAGUACCAGAAGAGGAAGAUAUGAGUGCAUGGGGAGAGGAACUCGACGAUACAACUGAAGACUCGCAACCUCCAGCUGCAGAAGAAGCGGCGAAACCAUCAGUCGACGAAGACACAGAUGAUUGGGGCGCUGACUGGGACGAUGGCGAGGAUGGGAAACAAACAGGUCCAAGUCAAACGCCAGUCAAAACGACCCAGACGCCGAAGGUGAACGGAAAGUCAGCAGCCCAGAAGCCUGCGACGGAGCAGGAGGUGACUUUGAGAGAAACAUACACCGUCACGGCGAUGCCAGACUCGAUUAUGGAGAUCAUUUUGCAAGUCAUCACCGACGUUGAGACCCUCAACUCCCCGGAUCUGGUCAAGUCCGCUAUCGCGCCUGCCAGUGGCGGGCUGUACAUGAUCCCAAGUCUGCUCUUAGCGAUGUAUCGAGCAACAGCUGCUAUGUAUUACUCGAAAGAUAUUGCAGGUAACAUGCUCAUCUACAAUGACUGUCAAAGACUGUCGGAUCGCCUACGAAUUCUGCUCCGUGAGCAGGCGGAGAAGGACGAAACAUCGACUUUACCGCAGCAUCUGCGACCCUCUGUCCGCUUAAAACCCAAGCUUGAGGCCGAUAUUAAGACAAUCGACGGCUUUGGUAAACGCGCUUAUGGACGCGAGAUGGAAGCACAAAGACAAAUCAUAAGAGACCACUUGGAAGACGCACAGGGCUUCCAAGGAUGCACAAACGUCCCCUUCGCUACAGUUUGCGAUGACGCCAUUGCGACGACUAUCGAUCGCAUCAGCGAUGUGAAGCGCCAAUGGCAGAACGUUCUCUCACAUAGCGCCAUGCUGCAAUCUCUCGGCUCGCUAGUAUCGACAGCGCUUACAAAGUUCAUCAACGACGUGGAAGACAUGGCUGACAUCGCUGAAGACGAGUCGAAGAAGCUACACAGCUACUGCGUUUCUCUAGCUACUCUAGCGCAGCAUUUCCAAAGUACGGACGAUAAUGGAGAUGUGAGAGACAUGGCAGGCAUAUAUACCCCGAACUGGUUCAAGUUCCAGUAUCUGGGCGAGAUUUUGGACAGCAGUCUUGCGGAUAUCAGGUACUUCUGGACGGAUGGCGAGUUGAAACUUGAGAUGGAAGGUGAGGAGGUUGUGGGUUUGAUUGAGGCGCUUUUUGCGCCCAGCGAUCAUCGAAGGAGGGCUAUUGCGGAGAUUAGGAGGACGAGCAUGCAGUAG